This is a messenger RNA of Exaiptasia diaphana, 2831 nucleotides long. RefSeq lists its product as uncharacterized. The record is from RefSeq and is a predicted model, not a curated record. Lineage: Eukaryota; Metazoa; Cnidaria; Anthozoa; Actiniaria; Aiptasiidae. The transcript has 2 exons. The coding region runs from base 2026 to 2802 and encodes 258 amino acids.
UGACAGUGGAUUUUAUCGCGAGUCAACUCCAAAAAUCUUAUUUAACAUCGAUUUUUAUGCUCUUUCGCGAAUGAAAUGCCCAUCAAGUGCGUUGUUGGUGGCUGCAGUAACAGGCCAGAUAUUUUGAAGGGAAUCGAYCCUCAAGUUACGACGACCCGAAGCAAGAAAAAGACGGAAGAAGUGGCUCAACUUUGUCAAAAUCAAGCGUGCCAAAUGCACAAGACGAAUAAACCAUACCRCUCGCUAUAUAUUUAUURAGAAAUGUCAAGAGCCUAGCGUGAACUCAGUUUACUAGUAAUAGGGCUGGAAUUUCAGCAAAUUCUUUUGGCCUCAGCACAAAAUACGCAAAACAGCCAUUAGUCAUUUGAGGCAAAGUUCUCUAUGCCCGGCAGUCUAAACUUCUCGUACUCGAGAAAAUGAAAUAAGUACGAUAAGGCAAGCACAUGACUGAAAAUAUUCUUCCUUUCAAGCGCUUUUCUAAUAAAUUUCAUGAAAUGAAACGACUACGAAUCCAGAAAUGGACACUCUUUCGUUCUUGAAACAUAUUAAGCGCUUUYCAUGAGAUCCAGAAGCAAAGCGCAGAGUUUUAGUCAUGUUUUCAGUUGAAAAUUAUGAGUGCCGGGCAUCGUAUUUCCCCGAUUUUGAAACCGCCGAUCAAGCUCAGCGCUUGACAUUUCUCUGCAAAGGAAGAAUAUUUUCAUGUCUGUAAUCGUGGUUGUUUUAUAUUUCAUUUUCUCGAGAAAUUUAGACUGCCGUGUAUGUACAUAGUCUUUCGCGAGGUAAAAAUUUCGAAGUGCCUCAAAUGACUAUUUCGUAUUCUGUGCCGAGGACAAGGAAUUUGCUGAAAUUCAAAUCUACUGAUUUCACGGCAAGCGCUUGACAAUUCUCAAUGAAUAUAAAACGGUUUGAUACAUUCAAUCUUAGCGGUUUUAUUGAUUUUUGUGAGAAAAAUAGACUUUUAUAAGGCAUUUUAGUCUUUUGCGAUCGAACUUAUGGCCUGGGAUGACGUCACAAGAGUCGCRCCAGUCCCCGCUCGGACAAAAGAAUUUGACGCACUUAAUUUUGGCUUUAUUUUUCCGAUUUCGUCCCAACCGUUUGCAAAAUAAUCACCAAACUUUCACAGAAAGUCUUACAAGGUUCAUAAAAAUUGUUUUAGAUAAUAAAAAAAAAUCGUGAAGGUGCACUUUUAGCUUAAGUUAGCAUAGUUUUGAUCACUAGUGGUAACAAGCACGAGCAAAAUAACAAAUAUGGAUAACUUUUCCCAUACGUUUACGAAGACAGAAGAGAGUGAGCAUAUACUGYAGCUUAUGUAUGGUUGUGAUUAUGCAAGGUUAUGUCCAUGCUUUGUCAAACACUUCACUGCAUUUCUUUGUUUUGUCUUUUGCCUUUACUUCUUAUCUGGCUAGUGAAAACCAGCUUUAGCUAUAUCAUUUUUGCGUCUCACGAAAAAAUUGAAAAUUUCGUAGUUAUAAUACGCAAUUUUAUAGUAAUAAUGUAGACAAAAACACUUAUAGCACAUGAAACAUUGCAUGUAGUUAUUGAUAUAGUUAUCCCUCCUAUGAAGCACCUUUUCUGUUGCAAUUGUGAUUUGUGCUUCAUCUAYAUUUCUCGUUUCUUUCCUUUUAGAAAGAACUUGCUGCACCUUCAGUUGAAAGCAUGGAUGUAGAAGAUUAUAUAGGAGAAAUGACUGAAAUGAACGUAUCCUGCAAUGGUCACUUGAUAGAAAAGUCCCCCAAAAUCGACAAAGCUUGUCAGGUUCCUGAGGCUAUAUUUAUAAAAGAGGAUUAUGGAAUGCUAAAAGAACGCCGUAAGAGAGAUGUUCGAAAUGAGGUCUAUGAAAAGCUGUCUGAUGUUCUUUCCAGUUACAAUAAUAGUUGCCAAGGAGCAAAUUUGCUUCUUCAUGAUGUUCUAAACUCAAAGAAGUUCAAGUAUGAUUAUGGAGACUAUUUGCAACAUCCCACAAGAGAUGACAGUGACAGCAAAAUUCUUCAGAGUUUAGUCAUUGAUUACAAUCAAGCUUAGUCAAUGGAGGAAUCUCAAAUAAUAAAAAUGCAACAGGGWGCAUUUUCGGAAAAAGUUCUGAUUGGUCGCACCCUUCAAAGGUUCAAGGACAAGGGAGUAGGCUCAAGAAGCAAUAUAGCCAAGAACAUUGGUAGAAUAAGUAAAUUUAGCGAUGAGAGGAGAAGAAUUCUAUCAAUAGUUGCUUGGGAGUUCACCCAAAGUGAACUUCAAAACCACUUCAAGUGUUCGAAGCACACUAUUACUGCUGCUCGGGUGCACGCACUCCUGUUUGGGAAGGGUGGUGAACCAAGGGAUGGGCUGAAAUUUAAAAGACAGAGUGUUAGUCCUGAAGUCAUUCAGRAAUUUCAGGACUUCCUUAAUGAAGACAGUAUAUCACGCCCAUCAUCAUGUCGCAGUGUGCUUAUUGAUAAGCAGGAGACAGGAGUCCGUUACUGGCAAAGCUUAGUAAAAGAUGUUAUACAGCAGUACCUGCUGAAAUACCCAAAUGGUAUGAAACGCACGUAUAUAUAUACACAUCUCCCCCAGAAUUUCAGGACAGACUCAAURCUCGCUGUAAUUUGUAAUCUAUGUGACGGUUUAGGACAUACAAACUUUGAAUUGUUUCAAACCUUGGUUGAGAAGUUGAGGACUGAAGAAGCAUUCACAGCUGCUGGUGUUGUAAUUAAAGAGUUCAGGGUGCACCAAAAGUAUCUGAAACUUCAGUACAAAAAGCAGAUCAAGAGCCAUUCUGAUGUCAGAGAACAAUACUCCAAUUUCGAGUUCUGGUUUGCUCUGUGUUAGCCUCAAAACCAAGUAACAUAUUCUUUUGU